GCAAAGGUUAUACACAAAUAUACGUCUCACAUCCUCCACAUUCAAAGUCUCAUUGAUUGCGUGUGUGCGCAGUGCGGUUCGCGUGUAAGAUCAGCUGAUCCACCUAUGAGAGCCGCUUUGGAGCAGAAAGGAUGUGGGAAUUGGAGGACUUCACCGAGAUCCGCAGGUGGUAUGCGCUACACCUGCUGUUGUGUGUCACAUUCUUCAUCUCGGGUGUGAUAAUCAACUUUAUCCAGUUUGUGCUCUAUGUGACGUUGCGGCCAUUCAACAAGUCCCUCUACUGUCAAUUAAAUUACUACCUCAUGUACUCCUUAAUGUCCCAGGUGUUAUUCCUGGCUGAAUGGUGGUCAGGAUCAGACAUUCGAGUGUUUGCAUCAGAAGAGUGCUUCAACAACUGGGGAAAGGAGCAUGCUCUCAUCAUCAUGAACCACACAUAUGAAGUGGAUUGGCUAAUGGGAUGGAUAAUUGCAGACAGAUCCAAAACUCUUGGGUCUGCUAAAGUGUUUGUAAAGAAAAUGAUGCAGUAUGUGCCAACUAUAGGAUGGGCUUGGAGAUGUUCUGAUAUUAUAUUCCUUAAUCGCAACUGGCAAGAGGACAAAAGAAUCAUGCAAAAUCAAAUCAAGGAAUUUUUCGAUUACCCGUACCCAGUGUGGAUGCUCUUGUUUGCUGAGGGAACCAGAUUUACUCCUGAAAAGCAUGAAGCAAGUAUGGAGUUUGCACGGAAGAGAGGGCUGCCCGAGUUGAAGCGUCACCUGAUCCCUCGCACCCGUGGCUUCAUCCAGUGUGCUCAGUCUCUAAAGGGAAAAUUCCCUGUUAUAUACGAUGUCACAGUUGGGUUUAAUACGAAAGAGGGUGAGGAGCCAUCUUUACAGAACAUGCUUCGUGGCCACAAGGUCAUGAGUGAGAUUUAUGUGCGCCGACUUCCCCUUGAUGAGGUUCCAGAUGAUGAUGAAGGAGCUUCAAAAUAUCUGCAUGACCUUUAUAGAACAAAGGACCAGCUUUUAGACAGCUACCUCAACACAGGCAGCUUCACCAAAGAGAAUGACCAGCCGGACCACAAAGGCAGAGCAAUGCCAAGGAGACUCUUCUCCCUGCUUAACAUGAUUGGCUGGGCUGCCUUCGUCCUGUCACGGAUUCUCAGCUUCUAUUACAACCUCUUAACAAGUGGCUCCAUCCUUUCCAUAUCAUUUGCAAUAGGCAUUGUUAUCUUUGCAUACAUUUGCUUGUACAAGAUGAUCGGCCUGACGAAGAUUGCCAAAGGGUCGCAGUACGGCAACACAGGCGCAAAGAAGAAAGAGUAAGCCUCCCCCCCCUCCCCUUCAUAUUGCAGAGAAAAUGAAAAGAAAGAAGGAAAGAAAACAAAAUCCUGAAAAAAAAAAAGGAAAAAAAAAUCAUCUGGUAAAUAACUGGAAGGCUGUAGUUUAUAUCCAUAGUUUCUUUCGUUUUUCAACAUCAUCAGCAUAGUGAUUACUCUGAUUAUUCUGGAACAAAGUUGGCCGAAAGAGAGAGACAGAGAGAGCUGGAUAAGGUCUUUUCCAGGUCUUCCUUUUUAGUCAUUUGUCAUGCCAUGAUUUAUUUAUUUACCUGAUGUGUACAGCCGUCGUCACUCAUGGUUGGUUGUUUCUAGUGUUUUUAUUCUUGAGGGAAGGUUGACAUAAUAGCAGGUUCCAGAUUUAUAUAUAUAUAUAGAUAUAUAUAUAUAUAAAUGUAUGUAUAAAGUCACACAGUUAUAUUUUUGGCAGGUUCUUAUCUCCAGUAGAAGCAUUGUCUAUGACAUACUGCUUUUUUCACCCAUUUUCUUUCAGGUCAUGGGCUUUUUUUUUUUAUUAUUAUUUAUUGAACCUUAUUUUAUUUGUAAUUUUCUUUUCUUUUUUUCUUUUCUCAAAGGAGUGUUCAGAGGCAUUGGAUGUGUGACAAGUUAGGGAAAUUCAGAUUCUGUUUCAUGUGGGAUACUUGUAGGAGUAGGACUGAUAAAGUUUUCUGACAGUAAAGCUAUUUAGAUUGUCAGGUCAAUGGAAACCAGUCUCAUUUUUUCAUUCAUCAUAAUAUAAGAAAGUGCAAUGUACUAUACCUCAGGGGAUGCAGGCCGACUUCACCACUCCUGCAUCAACUCUUUGUAAGGCAGACCAAUGCUGUAAUCUGUUAUCCAGAAAGUUGUGAUUCUUAUUUUGUUUUUAUUUAUCACAUAUAUCUGAUGUAAAGCAUGAAGUGAUGUAGCAUUUCUUUUUUCUUUUUUCUUUUUUAAUUUACUUUGUUCCCAAAGGAAAAUGGAAGUUUUCAAUGGGUGUCAUGAGAAACAGCAAAAUAUGUGACCUCGUGAAGAGUUGA
Messenger RNA from Penaeus chinensis, 2328 nucleotides. RefSeq names its product 1-acyl-sn-glycerol-3-phosphate acyltransferase gamma-like. Gene Ontology annotation, cellular component: endomembrane system. Gene Ontology annotation, molecular function: 1-acylglycerol-3-phosphate O-acyltransferase activity. Bases 132 to 1301 code for a protein of 389 amino acids. NCBI's taxonomy places the organism in Eukaryota, Metazoa, Arthropoda, Malacostraca, Decapoda, Penaeidae. The transcript has 8 exons. The record is from RefSeq and is a predicted model, not a curated record.